This is a messenger RNA of Seriola aureovittata, 3038 nucleotides long. RefSeq names its product myelin-associated glycoprotein-like. The coding region runs from base 209 to 1654 and encodes 481 amino acids. The transcript is spliced from 8 exons. Lineage: Eukaryota; Metazoa; Chordata; Actinopteri; Carangiformes; Carangidae. The record is from RefSeq and is a predicted model, not a curated record.
GUGCAGUUCUGCUAAAAUUCACAAAUUGCUUAAUUUUACUCUAAAAUCAAAACACUUGAUUUUUCUCAUUUUGUAGCCGUGGACACGUUUGCUCUGCAGAUGUGGUAAUCCACUGCUUGUACGAGACAAGUUUCUGGUGUGGAUCUGAAAUAAGGAAGUUGGUUUAAAAGGCUAUGAAUAAAUUAAAACAAGUGAUAUGAUUUAAAAAAUGAAAAGUAACAGUUUUAUCAUGUUUGCAAAUCGAGAGAUCAAGUUUCUGUCUGUGAACACGGUGGCCGUCAGCAUUUUACUGAGUGUCCUCUUCGUUUCAGGUGAUCUGGCCUCUUGUGAUGAGCCAGUCUUUUUCAUUACUACGCCAGAGAAGAUGGAGGCACUGACCGGAUCUUGUUUGCAAAUCCCAUGUAACUUUGGAGUUAAAUCAGAAGAGGACUUGCAUACCACAUACUCUAUCGGUGGAGUGUGGAUUAUAAGGGACCCCAGAUUUGCCACUUUUCCAAAAAACGUGAUCUUCAACAGUAGCAGCGCAGUUCACACCUAUCCAGUGAAUAUUACUGGAAACCUGAGAGAGAAAAACUGCACAACUAUAUUUUCCAAUUUGACCACAUUUUACGCAGACAAAUACUUCUUCAGGAUUGAGACAGGGCCAUUCAUGGCAACAGCUGUUUGCCAUUCUCUUCAAAUAAAUGUUAACGAUUCUGCUCUGAGCCCCAAAAUUGAAAUCACAGGUGAUCUGAGGGAGGGGGAGUCGGUCAAUGUAACCUGCUCAGCUUUAACUCCCUGUCCACGCUCCCCUCCUAAACUCACCUGGGACCUCCAACAAGACCCUCGCAACAAAAUAGAGGAAAACACUGAUCGAACCAUAACAACUAAAAUCAGGCAGACCAUCACUCUGUCAGAAAAACAUGACGGAUACAACAUCACCUGUUAUGCCAGCUAUCCUGUGAAUGAAGGAAGACAUUUCAAGACAGCAAAGCAAAAAAUUACCCUCAGUGUUUUAUAUGCCCCCAAGGACACCUCAGCAUCCAUCAGUCCAUCAGGUUUGGUGCCAGCGGGUAGCUGGGUGAACCUGACCUGCUCCAGCAGAGCCAAGCCUCCCAUCAGACGCUUCACCUGGUUCAAGCAGAGCACAGAUGGACCCAUGAAUGUAUCUGAAGGACACUUUUACAGUUUCAGGGCCACAUAUGGAGCAGUUUAUUACUGUGUGGCCACCAAUGAUGUUGGUAAUCACAGCUCAUUACAGAUCCUUCUGCUUAUUAAAGGAGAAGGUCUGCAAUGGGAACCAGUUAUUGGAGUAGUCAUUGGGGUCAUCUUUCUCAUCUGCUUGAUAGUCUGUGUUUGGCGUUUAAAGUCAACACGACAGACUCAGAGUCAAACAAGUGAAGAGCUGGUUAUUGAAGAGUCAGCCAGUAUAACAGAAGGAGAAAACAUCCAUUAUGGAGAGAUCGACUUCUCCAAGCUGAGACCUGCACCGUCCUCUGACUCCCUGCAGGACAGUGGACAGCAGCAGGAUACGGUGUAUGCACAGGUCAAAGUGUCCAAGACAGCAAACAGCUCCAAACACACUGCUGACAGCCCAGAAGAUCUCUACGCUCAAGUGAUGAAAAAAAGAGGACUGUUAGGUUUGUGUAAAGACAAAGGUUUUAUAUAUUCAUGAUGUUUCUAUAUCAGUUGAGGUAGAGAAAGACACUGGAACAUGAACAGGAAACUUCACUGCCAUCCGUUCAAUGAGAAGAAACUCAAAACCUUCACAUCCUGCAGCUUUUUAUGUCAGCGAUAAACAUGUUCAUAUUUAUGUGCUGACUUCACACAUCUCUGAGAAGAAAACUUCUUUUUAAACUUAUUUUGUGACAUCUUAAUAAGGUAUUGCCAGAAAUAAUCUUGUUUGCAUAUGUACUGUGUGUCAAUUUUCUUCAUACAUUCAUUUGAAACUGAAGAUUUAACUUUUUUUCAUAUAGGCCAUCAACUCCUCAGUAUUGUUCACACUACUUGUCUUCAACAAUAUGUAGAUGAUAAAAUGUCAGAAACGAAAACACUUGUUUUGUACAAUUUUUAUCUAAGAGGUCUUUAAGGUCAACAGUGUCCCGUUGUGUGUAAGUUUUUUUGUUUGCAAGUGACAGAGGGUAGUGUUGUGAUUUCUGGUCUCUGGUGCAGCAGCAUCACCUGCUGUCCAACCCAACAAAUUACCAGCUGAAAUCAAAUCUCUCCAUGUGUUUUUAAACCACAAAUCAGACAGUCUUGCCUUGUAAAUAAUAAACUGCUGACAGUUUCAGGAGGAAAAUGGCCUCAGUUAUAUGAUCAGAUUAGGUUCAUGUUUUUUCUCCUGCAGCUCUGAACAACCUCCUUGACUUUAAAACUUAAAAAAAAAACUUUAUUGACACAUCCAGUCAGUAAAUCCUGCUGACAGACUCAAACGUUGAUCAACAGAUUCACAGAUUCAACUUAUUCUAAUGAAUCAGAAACAGAAGGAAAGUCUCUGAAUUAGAGCAGUAUACUGCCCUUGUACUGCUGUGUCCUGUGAAUGCUGUUCUGAGCUGCCCCCUCACAACAGUGUGGGGGCACAACAGUGCACAGCAUUAUCCUAACAGAGUUACAAAGUUUUUAUGUAUGGGGCAAGAAUGGUUGAUGGGGCAGAGGAUGCAGUCUGGGUCUGGGAGGAAUGAAACACAACAGCAAUUAAGAGAGGAGAAGCGCUGGGAACUGUUGAGCAGGAGACAGAAGAAGGGGCUUGGGGGAGAAAUGACACUGGAGGCAUGAAUGUAGAUGUGGCUGCUGGGAUAAGAACUGAGAGAUAAGGGUGGACAAAGACACAUCCUGCAGCUGUAGGAUUUGGUUGCAUGCAGUUCAGAAAUUAGUUCAGAAAGUUGGUUAGCUAACUAAAUAUUUCCACUGUUUUUUGCCUUUAGAUUUUCAUUUAGCUGCCAUCUCUUUAAACUAGCUGACAAAAGCCAUUGAAUUGUUGCUUUGUGAACAAAUACUGAGUGGAAUUAUUGCAGAAGAUGUUUUCCUUAGUUUUUGAAUAAUGUGAAUAAAAUAAAUGA